Aspergillus ruber CBS 135680 is the source of this 1267-nucleotide messenger RNA. Its product is annotated as CAAX prenyl protease RCE1. The transcript is spliced from 3 exons. Lineage: Eukaryota; Fungi; Ascomycota; Eurotiomycetes; Eurotiales; Aspergillaceae. The record is from RefSeq and is a predicted model, not a curated record. Gene Ontology annotation, molecular function: metalloendopeptidase activity. Gene Ontology annotation, cellular component: endoplasmic reticulum membrane. Bases 61 to 1053 code for a protein of 330 amino acids. Gene Ontology annotation, biological process: CAAX-box protein processing.
GGUAUAUCUUUUCUUUCUUCUGUAUAUUUAUUUCAUUCUUCCAUAUAUUUGGUCUCAGCAAUGGCGCCUAUAUCCCUUUUCGCCCGGCUCAAAAAUCUAUACUCCGGGCGCGAUGAACCCAUCCUGUCAGUCAACAUGGCUGCAGUAGCUUCGGUUCUUCUAACUCUGGCCUACGUCGUCCCAUUUUACAUUUCUUCCACCACCCGUCCAUCGCCCACUCUCAGUCGCGAUGCCCCAUCGGUCAUCCGCGCGCGAAUCCGCGCUGUCACUCUAUCCACACUGGGUGGCUCCCUCGUGGUACUCUGGGUGAUCCUAAGCAAUACCAAUGUGCCUCUCGGCCACGCUCUUCAUCUCCUUGGCUGGUGGCCUAUCGUCCCCGGCGACAUCUUCCGCUCAUUACUUCUCACGGCCAUUCUAUUCCUGGGUCCCCUCUUUGAACGAGGAAUCGCCGAAGGUGAAUGGAAAGAAUGGAUUCGCUACGGCAGAAUCUCCGAAUCCCUCCGUGGCUGGAUGGGUUGGAGGAACUACGUUGCCGGGCCUGUCACUGAGGAAAUCAUGUUCCGAUCUAUCAUCAUCACUCUGCAUCUCCUCGCUAAAGUAUCUUCUGGGCAUAUUGUAUUCAUUGCGCCCGUAUACUUUGGCAUCGCACAUAUCCACCACUUCUACGAGUUCCGGCUUACUCAUCCGGACACUUCGAUUCCGCUUGCCCUCCUCCGCUCCUUCGUUCAGUUCACUUAUACGACUAUCUUUGGCUGGUACGCCAACUUCCUCUACCUGCGCACUGGCUCGCUGUUUGCUGUUAUCUUUGUUCACAGUUUCUGCAACUGGUGUGGUCUACCCCGGUUCUGGGGACGCGUUGAAGCCGGUGUCGCUCUGGCACCACCACCGGAAGGUAAUGACGAACGCGAGCAAAGUACGACUUACGUGACACCUGAUGGAUUGGGAUUAGGAUGGACAGUAGCAUACUAUGUGCUUCUUGUCGUCGGGGCUGUUUGGUUUCGGUAUGUUUUGUGGUCGUUGACCGAGUCAAGUCAUGCAUUGGCGGGUUUUUGAUGUCAUCUUGGAGCUUGCUGUUUUGAGAUGGGAUACGAGUCAUGUGUAUGAUAGACAGGUUAGGAGAUUAUCGAAUAGUAUUUUUGGACUAGUCAUGUCAGGUACCAAUGUCAUAUGCGGCAUAUAAUACCUAGUCCAUUCCGUAAUAUAGCCCAAUAUAACGCUAUAAACCCACUAUACGAGUCAAUGGAGGGAGAAUUCUGUUCCUGCCUGC